Messenger RNA from Lingula anatina, 2854 nucleotides. RefSeq names its product toll-like receptor 4. Gene Ontology annotation, molecular function: protein binding; signaling receptor activity. The record is from RefSeq and is a predicted model, not a curated record. Gene Ontology annotation, cellular component: plasma membrane. Lineage: Eukaryota; Metazoa; Brachiopoda; Lingulata; Lingulida; Lingulidae. Gene Ontology annotation, biological process: inflammatory response; signal transduction.
AAGCGGAAGAGUAAUACGAUAUACAUGAAUAGGCGCCUACCAGAAUGUAACUGCACGAGUGGAAGUUCAGUAAUGUUUUGGUGUGGGGUAUGUAAAUAAUGCCCUGCUCGGAUGUAAAGAGUCCAGUUUGCCGCGAAUGUCGCUAACAGAGGUUUCCACGAUGCCAGGAAAAGGUCCCUCAAGGUUGUAUCUGUGCUGUUUGGUUUGCGUCAUUCUUAGUAUUGGCGGAUGCAAGGCAAACGAGUGUCCAGGGCCUUGCCAUUGCGAUUUUACGUCUUCAACACAGGGAAUUGUCAACUGCUCUUAUAGCCGCGCCUUGUCCCUGAAUAAAUCUAUGCCACGCAAUACAACUGUUCUGGAUCUACGCUACACCGGUCUGUCUGAGAUCCCACCUCACGUUUUUAGUCAACUGGAAAAUCUGAAAAUACUGUAUGUCGGAGGCAACUACAUAACAUACUUUCAUAAAGAUAGUUUUGCAGGUUUAAGGGCUUUGGAACACUUGGAUUUUUCUCCCCUUUAUUUGGAGACAAAUUUCGAUUAUGAAGCAUUCCCCGUGAGCUUGUUCCAGGACUUAACGCAGUUAAAAGUUCUGAUAUUUGGGAAAAUGGGCAUCACUUCGCAAGUGCAAAAAGGAUAUUUAGAUCAAACAUUAGCCCCCUUACGUCGAUUGCAACAGGUGUUUUUUCCUGGUCUACCACGGCGUAAUUUGGUACUUGGUCCCGGUUACAGAAAUCUCACCUCACUAAAAACAGUUGUGUUUCAUGAUCAUGGAUCCGUAGCACACCUUAGAAAACACUCUUUUGCCACGGUGAAAAAUUGUCCCAUUGAACGGCUAGCUUUCAUCGGAUGCGGUCUUGACACCGUAGAAUACGGCACAAUGUCUUCAUUUCCACAUUUGAAAACACUGGAUAUAGAGGGUGCAUCGUUUAGCACUGUCGGAGAGGUUGGAAAUGUCAUUUGUGACCUGAACAAUACCGCCAUUGAGGUGCUACGCAUGAGCAACAUAUUCUCAUGGCGAUAUGGAAAACCUACUGUGGAAGAGUGGAAAUUGUCUGUUAACGCCUUUCAAUGUUUGGAAUCCACAUCACUUAAGUCACUAGAAUUACUUCAUGACAGAAUUACCGGGAUUGACAUUCAAAAUUUUGAUUUUUUAACUCAUUUAGAAUAUGUAGAUUUGUCUGGUAACGCCGUUUUAUUUUUAUUAGAAAAUAAUACACAACCAAGCGGUUGGGAUAUUAUAUAUCGUAAAUCAUUAUUACUCUCAAACCUUACUUUUUUUAGGAUGGACUUCAAUAUUUAUCGCAAGUUUAUGGUGAAUGCCCGAGAUCUUCCAUCAAACUCAUUUUGGUAUGGCCAUCCAAAACUACCUUUAGAAUCAGUCAAAUUUCAAAACUCAUUGCAGAAAAAGCAUGAAGGUCCCCAACAAAACGUUAAUUUUAGUCGUCCAAUUUUGAAAAUACGUUUGCCUGAAAAAAUCGAAUUUUGGUCUUCAAGCUGGUGGGGCAUAGAUGAUAAUACUUUUGAAAAGUGCCACCAUUUAAAUAAAGAUUUUUAUUUCCAACCAAACAACGUCAGAUAUCUCAAAAUAGAGGACCUGAAUUUGAAUUUAAAAGAAUUUUGUCCCGUUUUAUAUGGCUUAGAUAGACUAGAGUUCCUGGAUUUUUCUCAUAACGGCAUUCAAUACCUGCCAGAGAUUUUUUUCAAUAAUUUCAUCUCAUUGAUAUACUUGUAUCUGAAAGACAACAAUUUAGGUCCUUUGAUUGCUAAAAGUGGUCUUCAUCCCAUACAACUCCCACACUUAGAAAUCCUCGAUUUAUCAGUGAACAAAAUCAGCACAAUACCAAAAGACUUUUUUGGCCAUCUUGCUUCAUUGAGACGUCUGGACCUCAGCGAUAAUCGAAUAUCAACAUUAUCUUUUACCAUGAUAAACUUACUUUCCAUAGAAUACAUAGAUAUAAGCACUAAUCAACUAACCGACGCCUCGACAUCGGAGUUGGACUACAUUAGGAAUGUGAAUGCCAGUAGCCUGAAUGUUACUUUGAACAUGAGCAACAAUCCCAUGGACUGCAACGUUUGCGACGGGAUAGGAUUUCUCCGUUUGAUUAUCCACUCCAACAUGACGACAAUAUUCUCCAACGACUCCACCUGUUACGUGGAUGGACCUAAAACAAGCUUAGAGAGCAACCUGAGUAGACUUGAGAGGGAAUGCGAUAUCUUUCCACAGGUUAUCACUUCACCAAACCAGUGGCUUAUCUUGGGAGCAUCUCUUGGUAGCAUAGCUGCUGCGGCCUGUGGCCUUAUAGUAGUUUACAUUUACCGUUGGAAUAUCAAAUACCACUUCUUCCUUCUUCGCCGCCAUUUUCGAAAGAGAGGUUUCAUGGGUGGAACACCUGGUCACGUGUACGCCUCCUAUGACGACAAAGAUUAUCACUGGGUGACACACGUGCUGUUACGUCAUCUAGAAGAUGAGGAUCAACUUGAUGUCAUCAUAGAUCAAAGAGAUUUCAUUUGUGGCGCUUCCCUUUCCGAGGCCAUUGUAGAGGCCGUGGAGAACAGCAGGAAAACAGUGCUUGUCCUCUCUGAGAGCUACGUUCUCAACCCUUGGUGUGAGUUUGAGUUCCAGAUGUCUCUUGCUCGUGGUUACCAAUCAGUAAUACCGGUUAUGUUGCAGCCUGUGCCAUUUGAUGCUAUGACGAAAUCACUGCGAAAAUACAUUAGAGCAAGAGGGUAUAUAAAGUGGACUGAGAAACAAGAUGGGCAACGUCUGUUCUGGAAACGCCUCUCCGGCGCCAUCUUUGAUGAUAAUGAUAUUCAUGCGCAGCCCGAGGAAGACGAAUUGACUGAAAUCAUGUAG